GCAUGUACAGCUACCUUUACUACUUACCGACAGAGGGAGCCCUUACCCAUUUGUAAACAUCACCGCCCGCCUGACGCGGAGGCGAGGGUAGUACACGCGCGCAGGAAAAGGCGGCAAAUUAUUCCACUCCUUACUCGCUGACACGCUUAAUUCGGGAUCCGUCGCCCUGCCGUCCAAACAAGGAGUUACGGUAAGGAAAACAAGGCGUUUUAUCGCCAUUUUUGUGGACAUCGAGGCAUAAAUUUGACCAUUGCUGUAUAGUGAGUUCGAGGUUUUUCGACGGCUACACGGUAAACCCGAUGACUGUACCACACACAGUGGAGCAAAUUUCAUGAGUAAAGUACCAGCCGUUUUUGUCGGUUAAGUCUACACACAGGAACUGGUAGAGACUUGGGACAGCGGUAUCACCAAAGCUGACAUCAUGUACGGCUUCGUCAAUCAUGCCUUGGAGCUGCUUGUACUCCGCAAGUUCGGCCAGGAACAGUGGGAGGCGAUUAAAAAAGAGGCGGUGGUUGAGGUUGACGGGCAUUUCCUAACUCGUCUGGUCUACGAUGACAUGAAGACAUAUGAUCUGGUUACAGCUGCUGUUCAUGUCCUUGGCAUCAGUGCCAACGACUUGUUGGAAGCCUUCGGUCGGAUGUUCUUCGAAUUCUGCCAGGAAUCGGGCUACGACACCAUCCUGACGGUCCUGGGCUCCAACACACGUGACUUCCUACAGAACCUGGACGCCCUUCAUGAUCAUCUGGCCUCCAUCUAUCCCGGUAUGAGGGCGCCCUCCUUCCGAUGCAGCCAGAGGGAGAGUGACGGCGCCCUUGUGCUGCACUACUACUCCGAGAGACCUGGAUUGGAGAGGAUCGUAGUGGGCCUAGUCAAGUCUGUAUCUGAGAGUCUCCACAAUGGCGAUGUGGACGUUGAAAUCAUCAAGACUAAGGGAGAUGACUGCGACCACGUCCAGUUUGCUAUCAUUGAGAAGAGUAGGGAGGAGGAUAAGUCUACCGUGCGUCAGGAUUACAACACCAUGGGAGUCUUCUCGGCAGAACCUAAGAUCAGCCCAGCUACCUUCUGUCGCAUCUUUCCCUUCCACAUUAUGUUUGACUCUAACAUGAUCAUCCAUCAGUGUGGCAACUCAGUGGUACGUCUGCUUCCCUGCUUGGCUUCAGACCGCUGUGACAUCACCACUGUCUUCAAUAUGGUACGCCCUCACAUGGACUUCGCCUUCAAGUCUAUUCUGAGUCAUCUGAACACCAUCUUCGUUCUUCAGACCAAACACGGUCUGGAGGGCAUCAGUGAAUCCCUCAAUCAUCACAGACUCAAACUCAAGGGUCAAAUGCUAUACAUCCCGGACUCCAACGAGAUCCUCUUCCUCUGCUCGCCCCACGUGGUCAACUUGGACGAUCUGCGCACACGCGAGUUGUACCUGAGUGACGUGCCCCUUCACGACGCCACGCGAGAUCUCGUCCUGGAGUCCGAGAAGUUCGAGGCGGAAUACAAGCUGACACAGAAGCUGGAGAUUCUGACGGACAAACUCCAGCAGACAUACAGAGAUUUGGAGGUUGAGAAGAGCAAGACAGACAGGUUGCUGUAUUCGGUUCUCCCGCCAACCGUAGCCCAGGAGUUACGUCACUGUCGGCCGGUACCAGCCAAGAAACACGGGUUGGUGACUAUCAUGUUCAGCGGUAUCACUGGCUUCUCUGACUUCUGCCACCGCAAGUCCGGAGACGCCAUGGUGGUUGUCAACCUGCUCAAUGUCAUCUAUACCAAGUUUGACGCCUUGACGGACGUGAAUCCCCAGGUGUACAAGGUGGAGACGGUGGGUGACAAGUACAUGGCUGUGAGUGGUCUCCCCGAGCCAUGUGACACGCACGCAAGUUGCAUAGCGAGCAUGGCUUUGCAGAUUAUGGAACAGUCGGGGGAAAUCACAGUCGAUGGCGAACCGAUCGUGAUAACCAUUGGUAUCCACAGUGGUGAGGUCGUGACCGGUGUGAUUGGUACCCGCAUGCCCCGCUACUGCCUAUUCGGUAACACGGUCAACCUGACAAGUCGGACUGAGACCACUGGCAAGACUGGAUGUAUCAAUGUAUCUGAAUACGCAUACAGGUGUUUGAUGGAGCCCCAGAACCACGACCCCACUUUCCACUUCGAGUUCCGCGGACCAGUGGUCAUGAAGGGCAAGAAGGAACCGAUGCAGUGUUGGUUUCUGACUAGGAAGGUGGGCGAGGAGCAGAGCGAAGCAGAGCAAUAGUCAUCACUCGAUUAAUUUGCUCUUCGAUAUAUUAUAAGCAAUUCGACUUUGAGCACGAUGAAAAGUUCAUUGUUACCCCGACCCAAUCAUUAUGAUCAGCACCUGUUCGACUUCUCAUUAACAAUGAAUGGUACAAUUAGGAGCCUCAAGCAGUGAUGUAUUAUUUUAAACAGCGUUGUCAGGUGGCUAAUGAUGACACUCUGGAAGAAGGUUUAUCACUACUAUUUCCAUCGAUGUAUGGCAACAAGGUUUUUUAAUCAUAGCCAUCGUCACCACAUCGACAAUUAAUGACUUCAAGCAACCUCAUCUGAUCAGUGUUAUCACCAUUAUGACCAUCAUUAUCACCAUAAUCACCACCAUCACCUUAACAAUCAUUACCAUCUCCACCACUAUCCCCUCCAUCUCCAUCAUCAUCCUUAACAUCAUCACCACUAUAAUCCUAUCCAACACCAUAAUCAAGAUCAUCACCGCCAUCACCUUCACAAUAAUCACCAUCGCCACCAUAAUGCCCACUAUUACUUCCAUCAACAACAUCAAUCUUAACAUCAUCACCAUAAAAUAUCAUAACCAGCACCAUAAUCAAGAUAAUCACCGCCAUCACCUUCACAAUAAUCACCAUCACCAUCAUAAUCCCCACUUUAACCUCCAUCACCACCAUCUUCCUUAAAGGGAAGAUACAAGAUUUGCAAACAUCAAAAUACGAAAUGAUCAAAUUAUCACGAAAUAUCUUACUGGA
Molecule: messenger RNA, 2978 nt
Organism: Patiria miniata (bat star)
Lineage: Eukaryota; Metazoa; Echinodermata; Asteroidea; Valvatida; Asterinidae
Gene: gucy1b1
Product: guanylate cyclase soluble subunit beta-1-like
Exons: 8
Coding region: 422-2242 (606 amino acids)
Biological process (GO): cGMP biosynthetic process; response to oxygen levels
Cellular component (GO): guanylate cyclase complex, soluble
Molecular function (GO): guanylate cyclase activity; heme binding
Source: RefSeq, a predicted model, not a curated record